Molecule: messenger RNA, 742 nt
Organism: Aspergillus sclerotioniger CBS 115572
Lineage: Eukaryota; Fungi; Ascomycota; Eurotiomycetes; Eurotiales; Aspergillaceae
Product: GFA family protein
Exons: 2
Coding region: 95-517 (140 amino acids)
Molecular function (GO): carbon-sulfur lyase activity
Source: RefSeq, a predicted model, not a curated record
CCAGAGUUUUAUAAGACCGCUAUCUCUCCGAGGACCUUGUGUGAAACUUGUCUACAAUAGUAUAACCCGAUCACCAAUCAGAUCAACCACCGCCAUGUCGUACAAUCCUCAACCCACCCCGACCAACGAGAGCAGUGCCCACAAGGCCAACUGCCACUGCGGUGCCGUGCGGUUCACCGUGACCCUCUCCCCACCUUUGCACGAGUAUCCGGUCAUGAACUGCAACUGCUCGAUUUGCUCCCGAAACGGCUAUCUGCUCGUGUAUCCCAAUACCAAAGACUUCACCCUCGAGAAGGGCGAGGAGGUGCUGAAAGAUCACCGGUUCAACAGCAAGCAGGUUCGGCAUCGGUUUUGCGGGCAGUGUGGCAGCAGCUGCUUUGUCCAGCUGCCGGACCCGGAUCCUCCGUUUGUUUGUGUCAAUGUUCGUAUGUUUGAGGACGUGGAUGUUGACAAGCUAAAGCUUAGAAAGGAGGAUGGUCGGUCGUGGAGAGGGGAAUAUAAGCCGGAGUUCAAUUAGUGGAAUGGGGGUUUGGUUAUGGGUUUUUUGUACAUUCAUUCGCGUCCUGAUGCCAGUGACUUCUCUACUCAUGGCCAGGCUUGGCAGGAACACGUGUCAAGGAACUCACACUCACUUGGGCGAAUUCCUUUGGUUGUUUCCGGAGUAAAAAGUGUGGUUUCGUAUCAAGGCCGAUCACCUGACCCCAAGAUAUAUAAUUCACCAGGUUCCGCAAUGCAAGUAUGC